ACAUUCCGCUGAGUACGUUACGUUUACUUGAUGAAUCAUCAGUAAUUGGAGUUCGCCAUCAGUCUUUUGCCCAUGACGGCCCUGUAUAUGCAAUUGUUGGUUUUCGAAAAUUUGGUGUAGAAAAUGCACUGAGACAAAUCUUUCCGAGGAGAAAUCUUGAUUAUGAUUAUUACCGUUGA
Loa loa (African eye worm) is the source of this 179-nucleotide messenger RNA. RefSeq lists its product as hypothetical. Lineage: Eukaryota; Metazoa; Nematoda; Chromadorea; Rhabditida; Onchocercidae. The record is from RefSeq and is a predicted model, not a curated record. The annotation marks the transcript as partial. The transcript has a single exon.